This is a messenger RNA of Acipenser ruthenus (sterlet), 3492 nucleotides long. RefSeq names its product adenosine receptor A1-like. The record is from RefSeq and is a predicted model, not a curated record. Gene Ontology annotation, molecular function: G protein-coupled adenosine receptor activity. NCBI's taxonomy places the organism in Eukaryota, Metazoa, Chordata, Actinopteri, Acipenseriformes, Acipenseridae. Bases 115 to 1215 code for a protein of 366 amino acids. Gene Ontology annotation, biological process: G protein-coupled adenosine receptor signaling pathway. Gene Ontology annotation, cellular component: membrane; dendrite; synapse. The transcript is spliced from 2 exons.
UGAAUUAUAACUAUGGUUAAACAUUCUGCCAGCUCUUUAUAUUUUCUUUGUUUUAUUUUUUUUUAAGAUAGUUUAUGUUGUCUUGUGAAGUGAAACAACCUCGCCAGUCUCAUCAUGUCCGCAAACGGCAAUACAAUCUCUAGCCUGGACAUCGCCUACAUCGUGCUUGAAGUGGUCAUCGCAUUGGCAUCUCUUUCAGGCAACGUUCUUGUGGUGUGGGCAGUCAAACUGAACAAGGCACUCAGAGAUACUACCUUCUAUUUAAUCGUGUCGUUGGCAGUGGCUGAUAUCGCGGUUGGAGCAGUCGCUAUCCCGAUAGCCAUUCUCAUUAGCCUGAAAGUCAAGAUGCACUUCUAUUGCUGUCUGUUCGCCUGCUGUCUUCUGUGUAUCCUGACACAAAACUCCAUACUGUCCCUGCUGGCUAUCGCGAUAGACAGGUACCUCAGGGUAAAGAUACCUGUCAAAUGCGGGCAACUAGGUACCCUAGAAACAACAAUAAAAUGUGAGCAAUUUUCUUGUAUCCUUAAAAGUCUCCCUUCUUCCUAUUUUCGUAGGUACAGAGCAGUAAUGACCCACCGCCGCGCCUGGGUGGCUGUUGGAGUCUGUUGGCUGGUGCCCACCAUUCUGGGUCUGCUGCCCAUGUUGGGUUGGCACCGAGGAGACAGCUUGGGGGCUGCUGCAGAGCGCAACAGCAGCAGCAGCAACAGUGAGGGAAGGUACAAGGCGUGCAGUUUCCCUGCGGUGAUGAGCAUGGACUACGUGGUCUACUUCAACUUCUUUGGGCUCAUCCUGGCCCCCUUACUGCUGAUGCUGGGGCUGUACGUGCUGGUUUUCACCACCAUCAAGAAACAGCUGCAUAACUCCCAGGGAGUCUGCAAAGCCUCCAGGCUCCAGAAGGAACUGAAGCUCGCAAACGCUUUGGCUUUGGUCCUGGCUCUGUUUGCCUUGUGUUGGCUACCUCUGCCCAUCAUGAACUCAGUGGGGUUCUUCUGCCCCACCUGCCAUGUGUCCAAGGCCAUUCUCUACUGUGGCAUUCUACUGAGUCACGCCAACUCUGCUAUGAACCCUGUGGUGUACGCCUUCAAAAUCAAGAAGUUCAGGGUCACCUUCAUGAGGAUCUGGCACCAUUACUAUACUGGAUCAGAGUGGAACGAGUCGACUUUUCACUCCAACACCUUGCAGUCACAGAGGGCAGAUAAAUCUGAUAGUGUUUGAGGCUCAGGGUAUCAACCCUGUCUUUCCAGAACCAAGCAAUGAGAAAUGGCCAUUAAUCUGCAAAGCAUCUACCCUCUGUGUCCACUGUAUACUGGACAUUAACGAUGGUGUCCAUUAGUUGUAGUAUUUUAAAAGGCCAGUAGUGUGGGCACUGUUACAUUUCUGCCUCUAUAUUAUGUCCAUGUUUUGUUACAGUAUUCUCAACACUGUGUUAUGUUGUCCAGCUGUUGUACUGAAUUUUAAUGAAAGUAUCUUAAAAAAAGAUGCACUAUUUUUAUAUGUUUGAUUGCAUGCUUUUUACCAGUAUACUGGACAUUUCAACUGGAUACAUUUUAAAAAGUUUGAUAAAUGUUGAUACUUUUUUCAGUUUUGGUUUCCUUGCAUGCAACAGAGGGUUAGUACCAAUGUGACUGUGUGUGCAGUUAUGAACAAUGAUAUCUGCCAAUUCAAAAUAACUUCUACACAGUGCCUUUGAUGACAAAAAAAAACAUUAAAAACAUGAGAGGCAUUAGCGCCACUAAGAGAGAUGUUGAUCAAAACAUAAACAGAGAGUGGCACUGAAGCAGUCUUUCUUAACUUCAAAAAGAUACUAAUCAGACACAUUUAUUUAUAACAGAACUACAAUGUUAAUUACCAGAUGUGCCACUUUUCUGUUUCUUUGGGCUAGUUUUCAUUAUGACACAGAUGUUAGUAAUAACUCUUCUUUCUAAUGCAACACACAAUCACACAAAUCAGAGAAAAACCCCAAACCAAUUGAGGUCAGGCAGUCUCACGCAACUAUGUAGGUUUAUAUUUAAAUACAUUUAUAGUUAAAUACAUUUAGGAGGCAAUUUGAUUGACCGAAUAUACUGUAUUUUAAAGUUGGUGUACCUUCAAAUGUUUGAUAUGUUUACAAUAACUACAAUGACUGUUUCUUAUUGCAAAUACUCAAAUACAUUUUUUUAAAGUCUGUGUUAAUGGGAUUUGACCAUCAGUUAAUUUACUGUAAAUAUUUUAUUUAAAAAGAAAAGGCUUUGUUAUGUAUCAAUGGGUCCUAUUCACCUAGCUUUAACUAUGUUUCAGUAUGUCAUUGCUCCAUGAGGACUGGUGUCUUCCUAGAACUCUAGAAACAGGUUAGUAUCAUGUAAAGCAUUUCUUAAUGUUGUUUCCUUUGACUAAUGUUUUUUUUUCAAGAAGUGAGAGCCAGCGCCAUCUAGUGUUGUGUUAUGCCAGCAAUACAAAUGGAAACAGAAUUCUUCUUUCCUGUUCAUUAAAGGGGGUUGGCUCUUCUAUAUAAACACCUGGCAAAUAUAGGGUUACCAUAUGGCUCCAGAUUAACCGGACGCUUUGAGAUUUCAAAAUUCCCCCUAAACUGAAAGUAAUUCACUUAUAAAUGAGCUCCACCUUUGCUGAGAUUAAUCCUGCAGCAAACAAGUCACACAGAUCAGCUGCUUCUGAUCAGAUCUUAAUGAACGAAUAGCUAAUCUAUCGACAGAGCAACGAGAUGAUGAUGCGAUUGUAUUUGCAGAAUAAUAUGGGCGAUUGAAUUUUAACAAACAGAAAAAAAUAGCGACUGGCUGCAAUUCAUUCUUAGUACAAUACAAUUAUUUGACGCGCAUGUGGGUAUUUAAGCACCAUUAUUAAUUGUAGCUAAGGAUGGUUCAUUUACACAUUCAUUUAUUUCAAUUUAGGGGCAAGUUUGAAAUCCCGUUCUGUCUCACAGCGUCCUGUUAAUCUGGAGCCAGAUGGUAACCCUAGGCAAAUAGAACUGAAGAACUGAAAUACAAUAUCAGAAUGAUAAAAAAUAAAUAAAUAAACACAAUGGCAAUAACAACUAUAGAGAAUGACUGCAAACCUAAUAAUAAAAAAAUUAUGUUCUAUUAAACAAGAGCCCCCAAGUAAGGGCAAACGGUGUGCUAAGAAUCUGUUACGUGCAUAAGCUCUGCUGCUGUAUGCAGUUACCUUUGCUGUUCAUGUGCAGUAUGCAUGGACCAGGAGGUCUCCCCAUUCUUUUUCCUGGAGGGAAAGGCCAUUGUUAAUUCCCUCAAUGAUGUACAAGUGACUUACAGGAGCGGGAGGGCUCUCUCAGGUGGGGGAUAAAUCUGUUAUUAAAUUGAUUAUGUUACGGCUUGCUAAUAAAAGUUUUGGCCAGGGAACUGAUUGUGUGGCCUGUUCUUUUAAACUCCAGUCUACAUACACACAUAAAACACAAGCGCCGCUUAAGCAUUGCUGAAGGUUUUGUUACUCAACAGCCCAAAACAUUGCGGCCUAGAGCGGGAUUUAUACUGCAGACUUGCC